AUAAUCGUCGAAAGAUACACAAAAGAGCAGAACCUGCCUUUGAUCGAUCGUAGUAAAUUUCUGGUUCUACAGGACGUCACUGUUUCACAGCUGGCAACACUUUUGAGGGACCGUAUGCGAGUUGGACCUAACCAGGCAUUUUAUUUACUCAUCAACGAAAGGACAAUGGCUGGUUUGUCGAAAAGUCUAGGAGAAAUCUACAAGGAGCACAAGGACGAAGAUGGAUUCCUAUAUGUAACUUAUGCCUCUCAAGAGGCAUACGGUGGAGAU
This is a messenger RNA of Ctenocephalides felis (cat flea), 270 nucleotides long. RefSeq names its product microtubule-associated proteins 1A/1B light chain 3A-like. Gene Ontology annotation, molecular function: ubiquitin protein ligase binding. Gene Ontology annotation, cellular component: autophagosome; autophagosome membrane; cytosol. The transcript is spliced from 2 exons. Gene Ontology annotation, biological process: autophagy of mitochondrion; autophagosome assembly; cellular response to nitrogen starvation. The annotation marks the transcript as partial. Lineage: Eukaryota; Metazoa; Arthropoda; Insecta; Siphonaptera; Pulicidae. The record is from RefSeq and is a predicted model, not a curated record.